This is a messenger RNA of Rotaria sp. Silwood2, 267 nucleotides long. The record is from the annotation of a GenBank genome assembly. NCBI's taxonomy places the organism in Eukaryota, Metazoa, Rotifera, Eurotatoria, Philodinida, Philodinidae.
AUGACAAACGAUACACGCAUUGUAGCAUGUGGAGAAUACUCUGAAGGCAUUGCCAUUGUCACCGCUCGAGUUGGCAACGGUCGAUGUUUGGUAUUUGGAAGUAAAUAUUAUGUUACUGCUUUUCUUGAUAAUAACCCUGAAGAUAAGCGUUUUAUUGAAAACUGCCGUCGAUGGUUGUCUCCAGGAAAAGAUAAUGCACAAUUCGAAUCGAUCGAUGAAAUAGAAUCAAUGAACAGUGUUAAGGAAAAAGAAACAAUUAUUGUUUGA